Geodia barretti is the source of this 3063-nucleotide messenger RNA. The record is from the annotation of a GenBank genome assembly. NCBI's taxonomy places the organism in Eukaryota, Metazoa, Porifera, Demospongiae, Tetractinellida, Geodiidae.
AUGCUUUUGAUCCACUGUCCCUGGUGCGGUUUGCGAGAACAGGAUGAGUUCACUUAUGGAGUGAAUCAACCGUACCGGCUCGCGAAUGGCGGUCGAAUCAAUCGCACCAAGCCCAUCACCUUUCGUUUCAACAAGAAACAAUAUAGAGGUUUUGAAGGAGAUACUGUCGCUUCAGCUUUGCUUGCCAAUGGUGUCCACUUGGUCGCCCGCAGCUUUAAGUAUCACAGACCUCGAGGAAUCAUGGGUGCUGGUGCGGAAGAACCGAAUGCCUUGCUUCAGAUUGAAUCGGGAUCAGGUUCGGUGCCUAACCCGCGUGCUACUCAGACGGAGAUUUACGAGGGGCUCGAAGUAUCAAGCGUAAACUGCUGGCCAAGCCUAUCUUUUGAUAUCGCAUCAGUGAUGGGGUGGUUUUCGCCAGUUAUUCCUGCUGGAUUCUAUUACAAGACUUUCAUGUAUCCCCGAAAAGGAUGGAUGCUGUAUGAAAAAGUAAUCCGCAGAGCAGCCGGAUUCGGCAAAGUUCAGUCGGAUGCUGACCCGGAUCGUUAUGACAAAGUAAAUGCAUGGUGUGAUGUUCUGGUUGCUGGCGGUGGCCCAGCGGGAUUAGCAGCAGCUUUGAGUGCUGCUCGUGCCGGAGCGCGUGUGAUUAUCGCGGACGAAAAUCAUGAAUUCGGCGGCGGAUUUCUGCGAACUGGUUGUGACGAUGAUCGAAAGUGGCUAGAGCGUGUUUUGACGGAACUUGCAGAGUAUCCGGAUGUUCGUCUGUUCACACGCACCACAGUCGUUGGAUACUACGACAGCAACUUCCUGGUUCUGAAUGAACGGGUGACCGAUCAUCUAGCUGAUGCGUCGUCUGACUGUGCUCGAGAACGAAAUUGGCGAGUCCGUGCGAAACAGGUCGUAUUGGCUACCGGCGCAAUUGAGCGGCCGCUGGUUUUCGGUAACAACGACCUGCCAGGUGUAAUGUUGUCCUCCGCGGUUUCGGUGUAUGUCAACCGAUUUGGUGUGAAGCCAGGCAAUCGGGCAGUGAUUUUUACCAACAACGACAGCGCCUAUAGAACUGCUCUGGACAUGCUGGAUGCGGACAUUCAGAUUGAAGCCCUGAUUGAUGUCCGUUCCCGGGGGGCCACCGUUUAUUCUGAAAUGCUUGCUACUCGUGGUGUAAAAAUUCUUGCCCAGUCAGCUGUUGUUUGUGCGAAAGGACGAAAACGAGUUACCGCAGUGGAAGUCAUGGAACUUUCGAACGAUCUUGAGUCGAUUACUGGUACCAAGAGAGUUUACAACUGUGACCUGCUCGCAGUCUCUGGUGGUUGGAGUCCUGCUGUUCAUUUACACGCGCAGUCUGGCGCGAGACCUUGGUUCGAUUCAAAUAAAGCCUGCUUCGUACCAGGAGAUUCAGUUCAGAUGGAACAAUCAGUAGGUGCCGCCAACGCGGUGUUUUCGGCUGAGCCGGCAAUCCAAGAAGGUUUUGAAGCAGGUGUUGCCGCUGCCUGUUUAGCCGGGUAUGAAGCGGUCGAAGGCCAGAAGAAUGGAGAGGAUUUGGGUCGACGUUCGGAGGAAUAUGACAUACAGCCGCUUUGGCGAGUGCCGAGUGCAAAUGCCCGGGAAACAUCGAAACAGUUUGUCGAUUUUCAGAACGAUACAACGGCAAAGGACAUUGAAAUUGCGGCGCGGGAAGGCUAUCAGUCCAUUGAGCAUCUAAAGAGAUACACUUUGCUCGGGUUUGGUACAGAUCAAGGGAAACUGGGAAAUAUCAAUGGUAUGGCAAUCUUGUCCAAGGCUUUGGGGCAGGAGAUGUCCGAGACUGGCACGACGACUUUCCGUCCGUUUUAUACACCGGUUACAUUCGGGGCAAUUGCGGGAAGAGAACUGGGCUCAGAAUUUUUUGAUCCGGUACGCAAGACUGCGAUGCAUGAAUGGCAUGUCACGCACAGCGCAGAAUUUGAGAAUGUCGGUCAGUGGAAAAGACCGUGGUACUAUCCCAAGUCAGGCGAAACCAUGCAGCAAGCAGUCGACCGAGAGUGUUUGGCGGCAAGAAAUCAGGUCGCGAUGCUGGAUGCAUCGACCCUAGGCAAAAUCGAAAUCUACGGACCGGAUGCAGUUGAUUUUUUGAAUUUGGUGUACACCAACUCCUGGUCGAAGCUGACUACAGGCUCUUGUCGCUAUGGAUUGAUGCUUGGAGAAGACGGCAUGGUCAUGGAUGAUGGAGUCACGGCGAAACUUGGAGAAAAUCAUUACUACAUGACGACAACAACCGGCGGAGCGGCUCAUGUGUUGACAUGGAUGGAACAGUGGCGGCAGACCGAGUGGCCGUGGAUGAAGGUGUAUUUCACCUCAGUAACAGAACAGUGGGCGGUCAUUUCGAUUUCCGGGCCGAAAGCUCGUCAACUAUUGCAAAGGGUAGCGCCUGAUCUGAAGGCAUCAAAUGAGGAGUUUCCUUUCAUGACUUUCAGAGAAGCCAUGGUAGCAGGCGUACCAGGCCGAAUAUUUCGUAUCAGUUUCAGCGGAGAACUCGCUUAUGAGCUCAAUGUGCCAGCAAUUUACGGCAUGCAUGUGUGGAAACAAGUGUAUGAAGCCGGUCAGGAAUUCGAAAUUACACCCUAUGGCACCGAAACGAUGCAUGUUCUACGAGCCGAAAAGGGAUUCAUCAUUGUGGGUCAGGAUACGGACGGUUCCAUGACUCCCAUUGACCUUGGAAUGAACUGGAUUGUCUCCAAGCAGAAAGAUUGUCUUGGCAAACGAUCGCUAAGUCGGUCCGAUUGCAUGAGAGAAGAUCGGAAGCAGCUCAUUGGGCUUCUUACUGAUGAUCCGAAUAAAGUAUUGCCUGAAGGCGGUCAGCUAGUGGAAGCGACGUCAAAUGCCUAUCCGGUUCCCAUGAUUGGACACGUUACGUCUAGUUAUUGGAGUGCUUGCUUGGGCCGGUCAAUCGCAUUAGCAGUCGUAAAAGGCGGGCAUUCGCGUAUGGGAGCUCGCAUUUACUCGACGCUGAUGACAGGAGAAUCGAUUCCGGCUACGAUUUGCAGUCCGGUAUUCUAUGACUCUCAAGGGGAGCGACAGAAUGUCUAG